GCUCCUCCCCGAGCAGCAGCUGGCCGGCCACUCCCUGCGCGUCGAGCCUGCUCGGGCAGCCUUCGGGUUCCUGCGCCCUGGGUGCCGCGCCGAAGCCUCGCCCCCGACGACGCCCCAAAGGCUGUUCGGCCGCGGGCCCCUCCCAGCCAGGCCUCGCGCGCUGGUUCUGGUCGCAACCGGGAAGCCCUCGGCCUCCUGUGACUUUCCUGGGCUGGGCCUCCCCAAGCCUCCAGGACCAUGCUGCGUUGGCUGAGGGGCUUUGUGCUGCCCGUGGCGGCUUGCCAGGACGCGGAGCCGCCGACGCGCUACGAGACCCUUUUCCAGGCACUGGACCGCAAUGGGGACGGCGUAGUGGACAUCGGCGAGCUGCAGCAGGGUCUCAAGAGCCUGGGCAUCCCGCUGGGCCAGGACGCCGAGGAGAAAAUUUUUGUUACUGGAGAUAUCAACAAGGAUGGGAAGCUGGAUUUUGAAGAAUUUAUGAAGUACCUUAAAGACCAUGAGAAAAAAAUGAAAUUGGCAUUUAAGAGUUUGGACAAGAAUAAUGAUGGAAAAAUUGAGGCUUCAGAAAUUGUCCAGUCUCUCAAGAUAUUGGGUCUAACUAUUUCUGAACAACAAGCAGAGUUGAUUCUUCGAAGCAUUGAUGCUGAUGGGACAAUGACAGUGGACUGGAAUGAAUGGAGGGACUACUUCCUAUUUAACCCUGUUACAGACAUUGAGGAAAUCAUCCGUUUCUGGAAACAUUCUACUGGAAUUGACAUAGGGGACAGUUUAACUAUUCCAGAUGAAUUCACAGAAGAUGAGAAAAAGUCGGGGCAGUGGUGGAGGCAGCUUCUGGCAGGAGGCAUCGCGGGAGCGGUCUCGCGAACAAGCACCGCCCCUUUGGAUCGCCUGAAAGUAAUGAUGCAGGUUCAUGGUUCAAAAUCAAUGAACAUAUUUGGAGGCUUUCGACAGAUGAUAAAAGAAGGAGGCGUCCGUUCCCUUUGGAGAGGAAAUGGCACAAAUGUCAUUAAAAUUGCUCCUGAGACAGCUAUUAAGUUCUGGGCAUAUGAACAGUACAAGAAGUUGCUUACUGAGGAAGGACAAAAAGUAGGAACCUUUGAGAGAUUUAUUUCUGGUUCCAUGGCUGGCGCAACUGCACAGACUUUCAUUUACCCCAUGGAGGUUAUGAAAACCAGGCUGGCAGUGGGCAAAACUGGACAAUACUCUGGAAUAUAUGACUGUGCCAAGAAGAUUUUGAAACAUGAAGGCUUUGGAGCUUUUUACAAAGGCUACGUUCCCAAUUUAUUAGGCAUCAUACCUUAUGCAGGCAUAGAUCUAGCUGUGUAUGAGCUCUUGAAGUCCCACUGGCUUGAUAAUUUUGCAAAGGAUUCUGUAAACCCUGGUGUUGUGGUGUUGCUGGGAUGUGGUGCCUUAUCCAGCACCUGUGGCCAGCUGGCCAGCUACCCCUUGGCUUUGGUGAGGACUCGCAUGCAAGCCCAAGCCAUGGUUGAAGGAGCCUCACAGCUGAAUAUGGUUGGCCUCUUUCGAAGAAUAAUUUCCAAAGAAGGAAUACCAGGACUUUACAGAGGCAUCACCCCAAACUUCAUGAAGGUGCUCCCUGCUGUAGGCAUCAGUUAUGUGGUGUAUGAAAACAUGAAGCAAACUUUAGGAGUAACCCAGAAAUGACAAGUUGAAGUUUUUGCUUUCGCAAAAUUUGCCUAUUGAAAUUUUCAACAGUCUCUGGAGUGACUUCUACAAUUGUGAUGAAUCUAUGGCAAAGGAAGUGGCAUAUAUUUUUUUCACAAUAGUAUAUCAGUGAUUACUAAGAUGUUUGGGCUCAAUUUUAUGUAUACAGAAAUAUUAAAAAUCAUAGUUUUAUUAAGUUUUAAGAAAGUCACAAAAUUGAACUUUGUGUUUUCGGAUUAGUCCUUCUGCAGAUCUGUGCCCUGACUCCUAAAACUGAAAAUGUACUUGCUUGAACUAAAUUUUUUUUGCAUGGUAGAAUUAAUAAAUCAAUCUCUAUUCUAGUUGAUUCAAAUUUAUGCAAUUCCUUUAUACCUAAAUGUCUUUUAAAAAUUAUCAGAAAAUCUUAUGACUUAAAUUGUUCUACAUUUUAAAUGCCUUUAUAGACUUUUCUCAUAGAAUCAUUAAUAGAAAAUCAUCAUACUUAAAGUUUAUUUUACAGCAGUUAAAUAAAUAUAGGGCUUAUAACCCAAUAUUUCUUUAAUCAGAGUAGAAAUGGACAUAAGUGACAGAAUUUGUAAGGAGGAACAAUGAAAUAAUAUUUAUUUCAGUGGGCACAUUUCCAUUUUACUUACACUAUUAUUUGGUUCCUGGGAUUAUACACUGUCAUAUAAUACUGUUAAAUCAUCAACAUAGGCAAUUUAUUUGAAAGAGUCCAUUUAUUCUGUCAUAACUUUGAAAAACAUCAGGGAGACAAAAGCAUUUUCUUAUAUCCGUUUCUGAAGAGCAUCUCUACUUUGUUUCUCCUUGGUUUCCUACUUUCAGUCAGAUUCUGUUUAAUCAGGAAGGCUCCUUUGGACAAUUCUUAGUAAUCUGGAAUUUCUUAAUGACAUGAAGUGAGUUGAUCAUGGGUGAGUGACAUGCUCAUUUCUUCCUUACUGUUGAAUAUUUUUGAACUAGCCAUUCUCAGUUUGGGUGGCCCAAAGCUAAAAGGGUGUAGUACACAUUAGUAUUAAUAUAUAUUAAUCUUACACAUGAGAUACUUAUUUAACUGAAAGACACAAUUUGUAAACAUUUAAAUCCAUAUUUUCAUUUAGAACAUGAUAGUUUUAGGAACAUGAUAGAAAAAUUGAUUUAUAAUAUUGGUAACAUUCUAAAAUCUUACUAAAUCCAUUUUUUUGUAGUCAACUAUCUUUUCUGAUUUGUGAUAAAAACCAAAAUUUAUUAGUUGAAGUUAUUUUUAAUACUUUUUUCAUUUAGUUCCUGUGCCCAUUUAAUUUCUAGUAAUUUCUGUUAUAAAUUGACAACACUUUCAUGAAAAUCUAGUGAUAUAAUAGGUAUUUAUGUUAUUUGAAACUACCUCUUUUAUUUUUUGAACCAAAGAGAAAGAUGGACUUGUGUUUGUGUAACAUAUUCUAAAAUACAGUUCAUUUACAAAUGCCUGAUAAAUGUCUCAGUAUUUUCACACUGCACUCACUAUAAGCAUGGCAUUCUAUCUGUAGGGUUAUUUGUACUUUUGAGUGAUACAUAAAAUGAUAAUAUUAACGUACAUGAUUAGUUCUUUUUUUACUCAAAAUUAUGAGAAUGAAUGAUUCCAUUAUCAUUUUUUAUAUUUCAAGCUGGAGAAAAAUAUGAAAAUAUUCAGACUUCAUUGUGAAUUUGAAUUGUUCCAUGUUGAACAUUUGUGUGAAUGUGAUUUAUCUGCAUCUUGUAUCUUUUGAAAAAAUGAUUUUGUAUCUUUGGAAAAAAGCCCCCAGUUGAAGAUCGAGUAUUUUUGGUAUUACUGCAUAUUUACUUUCCAUUUAUAUUAAGAAAUGUUUAUAUUUAACAUGACUUGUUUCCUAAUUUUUAAAAUAAUUAAAAAAUAAAGCAAAAAUGGUCUUUGUUAAAGAGCUUA
Sciurus carolinensis (gray squirrel) is the source of this 3559-nucleotide messenger RNA. RefSeq names its product calcium-binding mitochondrial carrier protein SCaMC-1. Gene Ontology annotation, molecular function: ATP transmembrane transporter activity; calcium ion binding. The transcript is spliced from 10 exons. Gene Ontology annotation, cellular component: mitochondrial inner membrane. Gene Ontology annotation, biological process: transmembrane transport. The record is from RefSeq and is a predicted model, not a curated record. The coding region runs from base 238 to 1665 and encodes 475 amino acids. NCBI's taxonomy places the organism in Eukaryota, Metazoa, Chordata, Mammalia, Rodentia, Sciuridae.